Etheostoma cragini (Arkansas darter) is the source of this 1093-nucleotide messenger RNA. Its product is annotated as trypsin-3. Gene Ontology annotation, molecular function: serine-type endopeptidase activity. The coding region runs from base 109 to 900 and encodes 263 amino acids. Gene Ontology annotation, biological process: proteolysis. The record is from RefSeq and is a predicted model, not a curated record. Lineage: Eukaryota; Metazoa; Chordata; Actinopteri; Perciformes; Percidae. The transcript is spliced from 5 exons.
CGGAAAUAAGAACUAUAAGAAACCUGAGAGUGCAGGUGCAAUGCCCUCCCGUUAAGAUUAGACGACUCGCGACUACCUCACUCACACUGCUCUUCCCAUUGUGUCACUAUGGACCUGCCAUUUCUAUUUCUUUGUAUACUGUUUGAAGUCCUGGCUGUAAAAUGUCAAGAGCCGGCAGAGGCACGUAUAGUCGGAGGAUAUGCACCAGUUCCUCAUUCAAUCAAAUACAUCGUGUCCAUACAGACAACCCAGCGUCAGCACUUAUGCGGGGGCUCCUUGAUUAAUAAGUACUGGGUAAUCACAGCAGCACACUGUAACAUUGGGGUAGAGAAAAUGAUGAUCAUAGCAGGAGACUACUCUCUGACCAUCUAUGAGGGAACAGAGCAAGAAAUCCUGCCAGAACUUUUGGUUCCCCAUCUGGAGUACAACUACGCCACUAACAACAAUGACAUUAUGCUUAUAAAGCUAAGGGCCCCGGUGUAUCUGAACACCUACGUCUCCAUUGCUCUGCUGCCCCGACCUGGCGCCUCCAUGGCGGAGGGCAGAUUGUGUCGAGUGUCAGGCUGGGGACAAACCAGCCCCAGUGGAGGCCAGAUCCCUUCCACCCUCCGCACCGUCACGCUGCCCAUCGUCUCCACAGAAAAAUGCAACAGCAGUGAGUCCUUUAACGGCAACAUCACAGAAACUAUGCUCUGCGCUGGGUUCAGUUCUGGUGGAAAGGAUGCCUGUCGGGGGGACUCUGGGGGCCCAUUAGUAUGUGAGGGCCGGGUCUAUGGUUUGGUGUCCUGGGGGAGAGGAUGUGCUGAUGCACAGUUUCCUGGAGUCUACACCGCUGUGUCCAAGUUCCGCAGGUGGAUAGACAACACCAUAUUUAGCUACUACAGAAAGUGUAAGGAAUAAACCCUGAUGUUACUUCAGAUUUAAAAAAAAAACCUCAGUGGAGACUUAAAGUUCUGAAUUUCAAUUCUUUGAUUUGAUAUGUUCUUUUUACCAUUUGUGCACAUUUAAUUAUAUGUCAAUGUUUUAAAAUAUUGGUUUGGGAAUUAAACUUACAGCAUUUGUUUUCUAGCCGAGAGAACAGAUAAUUGAUACC